Ylistrum balloti is the source of this 4557-nucleotide messenger RNA. Its product is annotated as ubiquitin carboxyl-terminal hydrolase 7-like. Gene Ontology annotation, cellular component: cytosol; nucleus. The record is from RefSeq and is a predicted model, not a curated record. Gene Ontology annotation, molecular function: protein binding; cysteine-type endopeptidase activity; cysteine-type deubiquitinase activity. Lineage: Eukaryota; Metazoa; Mollusca; Bivalvia; Pectinida; Pectinidae. The coding region runs from base 145 to 3459 and encodes 1104 amino acids. Gene Ontology annotation, biological process: regulation of protein stability; protein deubiquitination. The transcript has 33 exons.
UGUGAAUCCCCGCAUAGGGGAUAUUCAGCAGACAUAGGGCGGAUUGUGAGUAAGCAGGCAAAGGUGACCGUCCCGUCUAAAAGCCCUUCAAGCCCCGGGCGAGAUCACAACAGAACGGUCACUUUAAACGACUCCAAAAACAACAUGAACAAUCAUGUGAAUGAUGGAACAGAACAGCAAGAUGUGGAAAUGGACAACGCUUCUAAAGAGGAGGAGGGUAAGGAAGGAGCAGUGGACAGUAAUGUGACAACAGUGAAUGGAGACAUACAAGGGACAGGGGCCACCAACCAUCAGGAUGAGGAAGACCAACAGAUGGAUGAGGAUGAAAGCAGAGCUGAGGCUACAUUCUCCUUCAUUGUUGAAAAUAUCAGUAAGCUGAAGGAGACUACACUUAGUCCUCCCUGUAUGAUCAGGAAUCUACCAUGGAAAAUCAUGAUAAUGCCAAGGUUUAGUCAAAAUCCAGAAAGACACAACCAAAAAACACUGGGAUUCUUUGUGCAAUGUAAUGGCGACUCAGACUCGGCAUCCUGGUCUUGCAAUGCUUCAGCAACACUGAAAAUACUCAACCACAAUCCAGACGGAGAACAUUUUAGUAGAAAAAUUCAGCAUUCUUUUUACAACAAGGAGAAUGAUUGGGGCUACAGUCACUUCAUGGCCUGGAAUGAGCUUAUGGAUACCAGUCGAGGGUUUGUCAAGGAUGAUCAGAUAUCUCUUGAAGUCUAUGUCAAAGCAGAUGCCCCUCAUGGUGUCAGUUGGGAUUCAAAGAAACACACUGGCUUUGUUGGCUUGAAGAACCAGGGUGCCACUUGCUACAUGAAUUCUCUUCUUCAGACGCUAUACUUCACAAAUAAGCUACGAAAGGCAGUGUACCAGAUGCCAACAGAAAGUGAUGACUCAACAAAGAGUGUACCUCUGGCCUUGCAGAGAGUCUUCUAUGAACUUCAAUUUAGUGAUAAACCAGUAGGCACAAAAAAACUUACAAAAUCAUUUGGCUGGGAAACUUUUGAUACUUUCAUGCAACAUGAUGUUCAGGAGCUAUGUAGAGUGUUGUUAGAAAAUAUGGAAAGCAAGAUGAAAGGAACUGUAGUGGAUCAAACCAUACCAAGAUUGUUUGAAGGCAAAAUGCUUUCAUACAUUCGAUGCAAACAUGUGAAUUGCAAUUCCCAGAAGAUUGAGGCAUUUUAUGAUAUUCAGUUAAAUCUUAAAGGAAAGAAGAAUGUGAUAGAAUCCUUUGAAGACUAUGUAAAAGUGGAGACACUAGAUGGAGAAAAUAAAUAUGAUGCUGGAGAGUUUGGACUUCAAGAGUCUGAAAAAGGUGUGAUAUUUGUGAGUUUCCCUCCAGUCCUCCACUUACACUUACUGCGCUUCAUGUAUGAUCCCAUGGCUGAUGCUUAUGUCAAGAUCAACGAUAGAUUUGAAUUUCCUGAACGGCUGGAACUGGACCAAUUUCUACAUGAGAAAGAGAAAACUCCUGCCACAUACAUUCUGCAUGCUGUACUUGUACAUAGUGGAGACAACCAUGGUGGUCACUAUGUUGUAUAUAUUAACCCAAAAUGUGAUGAAAAAUGGUGCAAAUUUGAUGAUGAUGUUGUGUCCAGGUGUACAAAGCAAGAGGCCAUUGAUAAUAAUUUUGGUGGACAUGACGAUGAGAUUUCUGUGAAACACUGUACAAAUGCAUAUAUGUUGGUGUAUAUACGAGAGAGUUGUAUAAAUGAGUCUUUACAUGGUAUGAGUGAUUCUGAUAUUCCACAAUGCUUAAUUGAUAGAUUAGCAGAAGAAAGACGUAUGGAAGUGCAAAAGAGAAAAGAGAGAACAGAAGCACACUUGUAUAUGAAUGUUCAGGUUGUGACAGAGGACCAUUUCUAUGGUCACCAAGGCAAUGAUCUCAUGGAUCUGGAGAAAGCCAACUUCAGCAGGAAAUUCAAAGUUAAGAAAUCAUCCACUCUUUUAGAAUUCAUGGAAAUGCUUGCAGAAAACCUGAAAUAUCCCGUGAACCAGCUGCGACCAUGGCCAUUUCAAUGCAGGCAGAAUCAAACCUACAGACCAACUCUGAUUGAUGUGGAGUCAAACCUUCAGAAAACAAUACAAGAUGUAGCUGACAAUGAAACUCCUUGGACACUGUUUGUUGAAACACUAAACCCAGAGAGUGGACUUCAAGCUCUUCCCAGUUUUGAUAAAGAAAGUGAUGUGCUUAUCUUUCUGAAAUUGUAUGACCCCAGAUCAAAGACAAUAUCCUAUUGUGGUCAUACCUAUGUUCCGAUCUCUGCCAAGACAUCUGAGCUGUUGCCAGAUUUGUGUAGGAGAGCAGGUUUUCCAGUGGGCACACCCUUACUGUUAUUUGAGGAAGUGAAACCAAACAUGUUGGAAAAGCUAGAAGACUAUGAUCUGCCCAUAGAGAAGAUGUUGGAUGAGCUGAUGGAUGGUGAUAUAAUAGUAUUCCAGAGAGAUGAAGCAGACCUCCAACAAUACCAACUCCCGUCCGCUAGGGACUACUUCAAAGACCUGUAUUAUAGAGUAGAUGUUACCUUCUGUGAUAAAACUUUACCAAAUGACGAAGGCUUCACGCUUGACCUGUCUAUGAGGAUGAACUACGACCAGAUGGCCAAUGCUGUAGCUCAAUACCUUGGAACAGACCCUUACCUUCUACAGUUCUUCAAACCACAGAGCUACAGAGAAGGUCCAGGAAAUGCCAUAAGAUGUACAUUUGAAGGGAACUUAAAAGACCUUCUUUUAUACGCAAAACCAAGGCAGCCUCGGAAACUGUAUUAUCAACAUUUAAACAUUAGGAUUAACGAACUAGAGAACAAAAAGCAAUUCAAAUGUACCUGGGUGAAUAGCAAAAUGAAGGAAGAGAAAGAACUAGUCCUUUAUCCAAACAAGAAUGGCAAUGUGGGAGAUCUUCUUGAGGAAGCAAAGAAGCAAGCAGAACUAUCUGACGAUGGCUCUGGCAAACUUAGGCUAUUAGAGGUGAUCAGCUACAAAAUCUACACAAUACAGAGAGAGGAAGCCUUCUUGGAUGCCCUCAAUCCUGCCGGUGCCACGAAGAGCUAUCGAAUCGAAGAAAUCCCAAAAGACGAGGUGCGGCUUGGAGAUGAUGAAACACUUAUUCCAGUAGCACAUUUCCAUAAGGAAGUCUUCUCAACAUUCGGUGUGCCAUUCUUACUAAAGAUUAAACAGAAUGAGCCCUUCUCAGCGGUGAAAGAAAGAAUCCAAAACAAGAUGGAUGUUCCAGACAAAGAAUUUGAAAAGUACAAGUUUGCAGUGGUGGUAAUGGGAAGAGUGGAGUACAUAUCAGAUGACGACCAGGAUAUGAGAGUAGAUCUGACGGUGUUCAAACCUCACGCUAUACAGGGUGCAAACAUGCAAGCUAGACCAUGGCUUGGAUUAGACCAUGUCAACAAAACACCAAAGAGAUCUAGGUAUGCCUAUUUGGAGAAAGCCAUCAAGAUCCAUAACUAGAUGUCAAUGUUUGGAUUUCUGGUCAUUUUCAUCAUUUUUCCACUGCUAUCUAUGGACUUUCAGCAAAGUUGAAGAAUGCAGACAGUAGAUAGUAGCUUAAAAGCAAAUGUAUUGUUAGCCCAGACAAAAGCUUGUGUGGUGUGCUGGUCAGCCACAGAGAGGUAGGCCCUAGUAUUAUCCAGGGUAAUAUUGCAGAGAGGAGACUACAGCAGGUCCCAGGGAUGAGUUGGCAGAGUGGGCUCCAGGAUAAUCUUUGGGAUGAGUAGGGAGAGCAGACUUGUCCAAGGGAAAAGAAAGGAGAACAAAUUCCAGGAUUGCCCAUUAAACGAAUUGGGAGAAUGGGCUCCAGGAUUGUCCUAGGGAAGAGAAAGGAGAACCAGUUCCAGGAUUGUCCAGGGGAUGAAUGGGAAGAGCAGGCUUCAGUGUUGUCUAAGGGACAAAGGACGAGCUAUAUUACUGUAUCCUGUCUCACAACUUACUAAACUAAGGAAUAAACACUGCAGUCCUGGCCUUGCCUGGUGUGAGACAAGUGAAAGGUUUAGAUGACAUAUAUAUAAAGCAGGGUACCUAUACUUGGGUGUCCUAAAUACCUACUGAUUCCUACAGAAUGGAUCUCCAACUCUUCAAACUUGUGCAUAGAGUCGCAUAUUGACUUGUGUGAUGUAAUGAAAUACUGAUAUUCUGUAUACAUGGGUAGUAUCUUUGUUGACAAAAUGAUAUUUAAGAAUAAGCAAAUUCAUUCCAUUUUAAAAUGAAUUAAUCUUAUACUCAUCCUUGUAGCACAUGUAAAUUCCCACCACUACAUGUGUAUCCUUCUCUGAAACACUAUACUGUACCGUUUACUGAUGAGUUCAGUGCACUCAAAUUUUGAUGAUGUGUCAGACUUCUUAAAUAUUGUGAUCAAGGCCAUCAGAAUAUGCAAAUCAAACCAAACUUGAUACAGUUUACCUGUUAUGUAGAUGUUGACAAUUUAGGUUUAGUUUGCUUCUGCUUUUGGUGACAUCAUCAACAAAACUUUGAAAUAUCAUGGUAAAGAUUGCAAAAGAUUGAUGUGUGCAAUACUAUGUCACAGAAUGAAUUAAACCUCUCUCCUAUUUA